Teleopsis dalmanni is the source of this 947-nucleotide messenger RNA. It is a transcript of the gene lsn, whose product is annotated as vacuolar-sorting protein SNF8. The transcript is spliced from 4 exons. Bases 138 to 890 code for a protein of 250 amino acids. Gene Ontology annotation, cellular component: ESCRT II complex. Gene Ontology annotation, biological process: protein transport to vacuole involved in ubiquitin-dependent protein catabolic process via the multivesicular body sorting pathway. NCBI's taxonomy places the organism in Eukaryota, Metazoa, Arthropoda, Insecta, Diptera, Diopsidae. The record is from RefSeq and is a predicted model, not a curated record.
UUAUUAAAAUUUUGUUUCGGACUGUGCUUCAAAUUGUAAAGUAAUUUCUGUUAAAAAUGCUUAAUAAAUAAAAUUUAAGUUAAAAUUGUUCCUAAUUUUGUAAUCAAGUGUGACUUAAAUAUUAAGUGUCCGAAAAAAUGCGUCGUCGUGCGGGGUUAGGUGCUAUACAACAACAACAGUUGGCUGCUGAAAAAUAUAAGGAUAAGGGCACUGAUUUGCAGGAGUCGCAAUUGGAGCAAAUGACUAAACAAAUGGAAGUAUUUAAAGUAAAAUUGGAAGAAUUUGCUAUGAAACAUAAACAGGAUAUACGAAAAAAUGCACAGUUCCGUAAACAAUUCCAAGAUAUGUGUGCAGCGAUUGGUGUCGAUCCGUUGGCUACUGGCAAAGGAUUUUGGAGUGUUUUGGGCAUGGGUGAUUUUUAUUAUGAGUUAGGUGUGCAGGUGGUAGAAGUGUGUUUAGCAGCUAAUCAUAAAACAGGUGGACUUAUGGAACUCAAUGAAUUACGUAGACGAUUGAUAUCAGCUCGUGGCCAAAGUGUUACACAUCAAGAAAUUACUGAUGAAGAUAUAUUAAUAGCAGCAAAGAAACUUAGUAUUUUUGGAAAUGGAUUUGUAGUGCAUAAGGUUGGUAAAGGAAAGUACAUGGUUCAGUCAAUACCAGGUGAACUAAGUAUGGAGGAGACAACCAUACUUACAAAUGCGUCUAAUACAGAACAAGGCUGCAUUACAGAGAGUAUGUUAGUUGAACAAUUAGGUUGGAGCGAAUUUCGUGCAAAACAAUCACUAGAGAAAGUUGUAGGUGAAGGUAUGUGUUGGAUUGAUACUCAAGAUACUGAAACAAGUUAUUGGUUUCCAAGUUUAUUUCCUGGUAGAACAGCGCAAACUGCUUAAAAUAAGUUUUAAGUUAAAACAUAAAUAGAAUAAAUUUUACAAAGAAAUAUAUUUUGU